This is a messenger RNA of Lycium ferocissimum, 1080 nucleotides long. RefSeq names its product protein SRC2-like. Bases 16 to 798 code for a protein of 260 amino acids. The record is from RefSeq and is a predicted model, not a curated record. The transcript has a single exon. Gene Ontology annotation, biological process: defense response. Lineage: Eukaryota; Viridiplantae; Streptophyta; Magnoliopsida; Solanales; Solanaceae.
ACCUCAAUCAUCACAAUGGAAUUACGUCCAUUAGACAUCAAAAUCAUCUCCGCGGAGAACAUCAAGAAUAUCAACACUUUCUCAAAAAUGGAUGUUUAUGCAGAAGUCUCCAUCCCCAGCUACUAUACCAUAGCCGCCCAUAAGCAAAAAACCUUCAUCGACAAGAACAGUGGCACAAACCCCAAGUGGAAUCACUCAAUGAAAUUCACUCUUGAUGAAUCUUCCCUUACAAAACCAAGGCUUUACCUAAUCAUUCGUCUCAAAUCUGAACGCACUUUAGGUGACAGAGAAAUUGGUGAAGUCUCUGUUCCUGUUAAUGACCUGUUUAAUCAGUCCACUUCUGAUGGCACAACUGAGAGGUUCGUUGAGUAUCCAGUUAUAACAGAAAGCGGAAAACCAAAGGGUACUUUAAAAUUCUCUUACAAGUUUGGAGAAAAAUUUACAGCACCUGAGCGAAAAAAAGAUGUAUAUCAUGAGCCUGUCACAGCUUAUCCUGCACCAAUGCAUGGUAAUUCAUAUCCUGGAGUGGCUUAUAAUGAGCAAAAUUCAGGAUACGGAUAUCCUCCAGCUCAUCAAGCUGGGUAUCCACCAGCUGGAUACCCACCGCAAGCUGGUGCACCGGGUUAUGGAUAUCCGCCACAACAACCAGGGUACGGGUAUCCACCCGUACAGCCUGCGUACGGAUAUCCACCAGCGCAACCUCCUAAGAGGAAUAACAAUUUUGGAGGAAUAGGUAUGCUUAACGGUUUGUUGAUCGGUGAUAUGGUUUUGGAUGUUGGAGAGAUAUGCUUAUGGUGAUGGGUACGAGGAUGCUAUGGAUGAGAUGGGUGGUGGCUUUGAUUUUUAGAUUAAUUUUCGAAGUUCGUAAAUUUUCUAUGUUUUUUAAUCUUUUGAGAUAUAAUAAGCUUGGGAACUUCGGUAGAUUUUGGAGAUUUUUUUAUGUUCAGAUCUUGGUAUUGCAGAGUCGCUGAUUACUUCUUGCUUGGAUGUUCUAACUUCAAUAUGCUUUUACUUCCUAAGCCUCCUUGUUUUAUUUUAAUUUAAUUUAAUUCAAUUCUCGUGGAACGAUUUUUCAUACAA